GACUUUUGUUUGUUUGUUUGACAGACCACCAGGUAGAAAUAUUUUAUGUAGGUGUUGUGAAUAUGAAUGAUGUGAAUAGGUACUGUGAUUAAAUCCAAGAAAAUAGGACUUUGAAUUGGUGCUCAUGCUAAUAAAUAUUUUGUAGACGGAAAAUAUGUGUGUAGGUGACACAUAAACAACACAUAAAGGACAAAUAUAGUCUUGUGCAUAAGUAAUAUCAGAUUCUGACAUUGCUUACGACUACACAACAUAAAAUCAAUGCACCAUUAUUAUGGUUUUGAGUAAUUCCUAAAAUUUUCAAUGGAGAGUUCAUCAAGACUAGCUGCAGUAGCAGCAGCAAAAAUGCUUGAUAUUGCGAGCUGUUGUCGAGUUUGCAUGAAACAAGAUUGCAAUUUGCUAUCAUUGUUUGAUCACCUGUUUGUGGACCAGCAGGUUGUUCUCUUGGCUGAAGUACUGAUGAAUUGUACAGGCAUAAAGGUCUCCCAAGAGGAUGGGCUGCCACAACUUAUUUGUGGAGACUGUGCUAAAACUUUAGAAACUAUGUGUGCAUUUAGAUUCAGGGCUUUAAUUUCUGAAUCUGAAUUCAGGAAGCUUGUUAAGUCCACACCUAAAAAUGAAGGUAUAAAAUCUGAAAUGAAACAAGAAGAUGAUGAUUUAGGCCAUAUGGACUUACUUUUAGAAGACUUGUCGGAGUACACUCCUGUAGAUUUACCGAAACAAGAAUGUGAAUCUCAAAGUUUUGAUAACUCUGAUUCUCAAGCUGAAAGUUAUAACUGUGAUCAAUGUUCUAAAAAGUAUGCAACAAAGAAUAAGUUUCUCAAGCAUGUAAAAUCACAUGAGAACCCUAUGUACUGUGACAUUUGUAAAAAAGUUUUUUAUAGUAAAAGAAAUCUGAAUAAACAUAUGAAGAAGCACAGUCCUCAAUUAUUUAAAUGUAAUUUUUGUCAUGAACAGUUUUCUUCGGAGGCUUUUUUGUUUGAGCAUAUAGUGCAUCAUACAGAUAAGGCUAAUGUAAAAUGUCCCAAAUGUGAUAUAAUAUUCAGUACAAAACGUAUCUUUGCGGCACAUUUGAGAAAAAAACAUGAAGCAAUUGAAAAAGUAUCAAAGGGUGCUAAAUGUGCUGUGUGUCAAAAAUAUUUUACCUCAAAAUAUCGUCUGAAAAAACACAUGACAGUCCACAGUGAAGAGCAACAUCACAUGUGUGAGAAACAUUCAGAUGAUUGUAGUCAGGGAAACCAACUCUUACAAAAUUUUAACUGGAAUGAAGGCAUUAAGAAUGAAUAUGACAUAUAUUUGAAUGUUGAUGAUCACAAAGUCCAAGAUAAUUUAUCAAAGAAGAUAAAAUGUGAUAUUUGUACAAAAGAAUUUUCUACACAAUCUCAUUUUAAAAGACAUAUGAAGAUGCACAGUGAUGAGAAGCAGAGUUAUGGGAGAGAAAAUCAACAGCAGAAUAUGAACAACUGUGAUGACAUCAAGGAUGAAUGUGAAGUGCAUGAUACAUGUGAUGAUGUAUCAAAAAAGAUAAAGUGUGAUAUUUGUGCUAAGGAAUUUGUUACCAAAUCACUUCUAAACAGACACAUGAAGUUACACAGUGAAGAGCGUCCAUAUGAAUGUACGAAGUGUUCAAAGAGCUACAGCAGACAAGAUCAGCUGUUGCAGCAUAUGAAGUGGCAUGAUGGGAUCAAGCCCUAUAUUUGUAGUUAUUGUAGUAAAGCAUUCAAUCAACUGUGCAGCCUGAAAGACCACAUCAGGACGCACACGGGCGAGACACCAUACCUGUGUUCAGAGUGCGGCAAGAGCUUCACCAACAGCUCCAACCUCCGCCAGCAUCUCAUGCGGCACAGCGGCCUCAAGCCUUUCACUUGCAAUCUGUGUCCAAAGUCCUUCACUACCAAAGGUCAAAUGACAGCCCACAUGACGACGCACACCGGAGCCCAUCCGUACAAGUGUGAGGAGUGUGGCAGUUCCUUCACGAAGGCAAACUCGCUGAAGAAACACAAACUCAUCCAUUUGGGGGUCAAGCCUUUCGCCUGCGAGACUUGUAAUAUGCGCUUCUCAUGCAAGGAACACCUGAAGCGGCACAACAGGAUACACACGGGAGAGAAGCCAUACAAAUGCAAGUUCUGCGAGCGCGCCUUCACCCAGAGCAACGACCUCGCCAAACAUAUCCGCACUCACGUCGGACAGAACAUAUACCAAUGUACAGUGUGCAAUAUGCGAUUCAGACUCAUAAGCGAACUGAAGCAACAUUACCCGACGCACUACGUCAACGGAGACGAGAUUCCCAAAAUUCCCAUCAGCAAAGGGGUCGAGGCUCCCGUACUAAUGCUCAAACCUGAACCCCCGCCUCUUAUAGAGAUACCUGGACUCAAACACAAUAUGGACCCCAGGAUCACUAUCACUAUAAACAGUGACGGUUUGGACAAGAAUGGCUUGGCCGGUGAUAUUACAAUUAAUUUAUCACCUGAGAAAAGUUAGUGAAUCUUACCCCUAGACGACCUAUUAUGUAGUGCAAUAUGAAUGAACAAAAAGGUUAUCUGGCCUGGUUAAAGAGUCGCUACUGCUGUAACAGUUUGACAAGAAAACGAAACUUUCCAAUUUGGCAUCUUUGUCAUUAAUUCAUAUUGCGAAUUAUAAUUGACUGUUUAUAGGCCGCUUUAUAUAACUUGUUAUGUUUAUUAUUCGCAAAUUAAAUUUAUUUAAUUUUUGUGUAUACUAAAGUCUGAUUAUGAACCUCCUGAUUAUAUUUAGAAUGAUUUCGAUCCAAGAUUAUAAAUGAACUUUGUGUUAUAGUUAUAUGUACAACAUAUACGUAUUUACUAUGUCCAACUGAACAUGUCUAAAAUCUUUCAUGAGUUGUUUUGCCACAAAUUUUGCCGUUCUUUAUUUUAUUGAUUCCGAAUAACAAAUAUAGCUGAAAGGUUCAUAAUUAGUAAUUUUAAAAACAAUACUUACCUAUAGUAUUUGAUCACAAAUGAAAAAAAAAA
Plodia interpunctella (Indianmeal moth) is the source of this 2987-nucleotide messenger RNA. RefSeq names its product zinc finger protein 260-like. Gene Ontology annotation, molecular function: zinc ion binding; RNA polymerase II transcription regulatory region sequence-specific DNA binding; DNA-binding transcription factor activity, RNA polymerase II-specific. Bases 301 to 2478 code for a protein of 725 amino acids. The record is from RefSeq and is a predicted model, not a curated record. Gene Ontology annotation, cellular component: nucleus. NCBI's taxonomy places the organism in Eukaryota, Metazoa, Arthropoda, Insecta, Lepidoptera, Pyralidae. Gene Ontology annotation, biological process: regulation of transcription by RNA polymerase II. The transcript is spliced from 9 exons.